Lineus longissimus is the source of this 1390-nucleotide messenger RNA. RefSeq names its product mitochondrial import inner membrane translocase subunit Tim10 B-like. Gene Ontology annotation, cellular component: mitochondrial intermembrane space chaperone complex. The coding region runs from base 134 to 538 and encodes 134 amino acids. The record is from RefSeq and is a predicted model, not a curated record. NCBI's taxonomy places the organism in Eukaryota, Metazoa, Nemertea, Pilidiophora, Heteronemertea, Lineidae. The transcript has 3 exons.
CUGUGUAUUGGAAGAAAUCGCCGCCUAUCGUGAAGAAGAAAACUAAAUCCUAUUUCUCGUUUUGGGUUUUUCGCUGAACAAAAACCUCUUUACAUGCUAACUUGUUCCAAAGAAUUUCAAAUACAAUUAUACAAUGCAAGCAGGAGCACCAGUAGAUCAGUCAAAUAUUAGAAAUUUUCGGGACUUCCUGUUGCAAUAUAACAAGUUGACAGAGAAUUGUUUCAAUGUUUGCAUCAGUAAUUUAAACAGCAGGAAAUCCACAAAAGAAGAGGACUCAUGCAUCGAUGCCUGUGUCAAUCGCUUUGUCCGCUACAAUCAGAGGGCUAUGGGCACAUUCGUUGAAGCACAGCUUAAAAAACGUGAAAAAGAAGCUAAGGAAGCGGCAAACCUACCGUUUAAUUUACAACCAGUGGAACAUUUAGAAGGGGCAACAGAAGUAAACGCACCAGUCGGGUCUGGCGAUGUGAAAGUUGAUCCUGUUUUAUCAGAGAUGAAUAUUCCUGUUAGUGAGAAUGAAAUUGCUGUAGAGACAACAUGAGAAAAUGAUGGUCUGGUAGUGGGCUGACCCUAGAUAGACAUGAUAGAUGAGAGGUUCAGUGAAGACAUUGAUUUGUUGUGGAAUAUUAAAGAGGUUUAAAAACAACUCGAUUGGAGUAACCAAUGUUUGUAGUAUAAACCACCAUUAGAGAGGUUUAGAAAACAUUUGAUUGGAGUAACCAAUAUGAAAGAGAGGUUACAAAAUGCCCUAAUAGGUGUAACCACAAACAAAGAGAUGUUUUAAAAUGCCUUGACUGGAGUAACCAACAUUAGAGAGGUUUAGAAACACCAUGAUGGGAGAAAACGGGUAACCAAUGUUGAGUUAGAAACACUUUGUUUUGAGUUGCCAGUAUUAGAGGAUAGAAACAUCUUGACUGGAGUAGCCAAUAUUAGAGAGGUUUGAAAUGCCGUGAUUUGAUUGGACUAGCCAAUGUCAGAGAGGUUUGAAAUACUGUGAUUGGAGUGACCAGCAUUAGCGAGGUUUCAAAAUGCCUUGAAUGGAGUUACUUACAUUGGAGAGGUUUAGAAACACCUUGAUGGGAGAAACCAGUGUUGACGAGAGUACCCAAUAUUAGGCCUACUACUAUUGUAUGCAAGUUAGAAUAAAAACAUUUCUGUUGUUUAUUUGACGUGCUAAAUUCAUUCCAGCAAUGCAACCUCUACCUGUGACCGGUUUAUACACAGGAGAAAAACUCUUACUCACGAACCCUGUAUAAAACUCAAGCUAUCAAAUGUCAUGCUUCUAAAAUUUGUUAACCAAUCUAUAUUUAUGAUGGAAUAAAACAAAAGCUAUAUUAUUGUAUCAGGAUAUAAUUAUGUUUAUAACAGGAUUUGUCAGGAAAAAAAUAAAGCG